GGUGCUGCUGCUGAUUGCACUUAUGUUGAAAGCUAUAAAUCAUCAGACGCGGCUCGGCAACAAAUUCUUAGCGAUUGGGGUACUGCAUCAGCUGUUUAUGAAAGAACUUUUAAUGUCACCCUUGGUUUAAUUUAUAUUGAGAUUCAAGAUUUAACUUGUCCUUCAACACCUAAUCCGGCAUGGAAUAGACCAUGUUCGGAUUCAUAUAGCAUAAGUGAUAGAUUGAGUGAUUUUAGUAAAUGGAGAGGAGAUGAUGGUGCAGCAUUAUGGCAUUUAAUGUCCAAAUGCAA
Molecule: messenger RNA, 290 nt
Organism: Racocetra persica
Lineage: Eukaryota; Fungi; Glomeromycota; Glomeromycetes; Diversisporales; Gigasporaceae
Source: the annotation of a GenBank genome assembly